Equus quagga is the source of this 679-nucleotide messenger RNA. Its product is annotated as ral guanine nucleotide dissociation stimulator-like. Bases 1 to 624 code for a protein of 207 amino acids. The transcript is spliced from 6 exons. Gene Ontology annotation, molecular function: guanyl-nucleotide exchange factor activity. Lineage: Eukaryota; Metazoa; Chordata; Mammalia; Perissodactyla; Equidae. Gene Ontology annotation, biological process: small GTPase-mediated signal transduction. The record is from RefSeq and is a predicted model, not a curated record.
AUGGGGUCUAGUGAGAUUUCCAGUCCCAUCUGCACAAAUAACGAGUGUGCCAGGUCCAGCGCCAGAGCCCACCUGCCCCUGGGCUGUGACCACCGAGAACCAGCUGAGGGAGGAGAAGCUGAACCUCUUGGACUUCCCUCCCCAGCUAGUGGCAGAGCAGCUGACAAGGGUGGCUGCGGUGAGCAGCAGGGCUUGCAAGGGAGAGCUCUCGAUCGAUCGCUUAAUAAGUGGUGCAGGAGAGAGAAGCACGUGAGCAGGAAGCUGCUCCUGAAGGAGGCGACCGCCGUGUUAGAGACUGCAGAGAGGGCCCGCCAGGGAACCCAGGAGAGGCAGCGGCAGCAGGGUGUCGUCCCCUCCCUGGUGACAUUCUUCAGUUCCCUGGAGCUGCUGGACGCUGCGAUGGAGGAUUAUGUGGAGUGCCCUGCAGGAUUCCCUCAGCCCUGUGUGCAUCCCGUCCUUCCUCUGGCCCAGGAAUUCAAACUCAUGGAGGAGAUCGAGCUGCUCCAGGAGGCUACAAGUCUGUACACCUUGCAGCCUGUGGAGCACUUUGGGGCCUGGUUCCAGGCUGUGGAGCCCCUGAGCGAGGAGAAGAGCUACAGCCUGUCCUGCCAGCUGGAGCCCUGAUACCAGUGGACCAGAAAGAUUUGACUCCUCUUCAAAGACAAGAAGAACUGCUCAG